AUGCUUGGACUAUUUGGGGUGCUUGUCAGUACAAUUCAGAUACUUAUAUUCGAAAGGAAGAGCGUAGAAGCAAUUGUUUGGUCUCCAAUAAUGAUAAGUUUGUUUGCAGGAUACGGCAUUGCAGGAUUUAUGUUCUACACCAUUACUCCUUUUGUCCUCAAGAUGAGUGGAGCAACAUUGCUUAACCUCUCGCUCUUAACAUCUGACAUGUGGGCAGUCGCCAUUCGAGUAUUUUUCUAUCAACAACAGAUAAACUGGUUGUACUAUCUAGCAUUCACAGUUGUGGCCAUCGGAUUGAUCAUCUACUCACUGAAUGAGAAUUCUUCGGCUGAUGCAACAGCUGCAAGUACAGAAGCAGCCGCUCACUAUCAACAACUUCCAAGUGAGGAUAACUCAACAGGAAGUGGUUCCAAUUUGGACAGAAAAGAAAGGAAGCAACAAGAAGCUCACAUCUGUUAA
This is a messenger RNA of Triticum turgidum subsp. durum (durum wheat), 459 nucleotides long. Lineage: Eukaryota; Viridiplantae; Streptophyta; Magnoliopsida; Poales; Poaceae. The record is from the annotation of a GenBank genome assembly.